Drosophila miranda is the source of this 3428-nucleotide messenger RNA. It is a transcript of the gene crm, whose product is annotated as protein cramped. Gene Ontology annotation, cellular component: nucleus. The record is from RefSeq and is a predicted model, not a curated record. Bases 150 to 3029 code for a protein of 959 amino acids. Gene Ontology annotation, biological process: pattern specification process. Lineage: Eukaryota; Metazoa; Arthropoda; Insecta; Diptera; Drosophilidae. Gene Ontology annotation, molecular function: chromatin binding. The transcript has 7 exons.
CUUUUGUUUUGGAACAGUGUGCUGUUAAGCGACAUCAACAUCCCUAGCGUCUAUAACUAUUUUUUUUUUAUAGUGAACCAUCCGAAUUCGCAUGUCUGCUAUUUAGGCAACGAUUCCAUUCCGGUGGUGGCCCAUGCGAGUGGCAUAAAAUGGAAGAAAUGUGUAAGAAUGUGAAAUCCGCCUCCCUUGGAUCAGUAGCUGGUGCUGGAGGAGUAGCAGCAGUUGCAAAUAUUGCUUCCGUUGUCUCCCAGGAGACUGAGGUCUUCACUGCCCCCGCCCUUGUGCAUCAGCAUAAUGGCAAGGGAGUGCACUUCAAGCUGGCGCCCCCCACAGUCCCAUCCACGGCCGCGGAGCCUGUGGAGGAGCUACUCGGGUCUGUCAUCACACACAAUUGCCCCGGGACGCGUGCCAGUGCCCGGGUGAUACAGAAAAUGAAGCAAGACCAGACCCGCCCAAUGACGCCACCGCCCCCUGAAAAGGAGCACACCAAGAAGGAGGAGAAGCCCACCCAGAAGACACCAUCCCAGAUAAGGACAGGCAAUGGUCGGACGUCCUGGACGAAUGUCGAACGGAAUUGCUUCUUUGAUGCGUUGAACGAGUUUGGCAAGGACUUUGAGGCGGUGGCCAACUGCAUCAAUGCGAAGCUAAAGCGCCGCAAUGCCAACAGCGAAUACAGCUUCAAGACUAAGGAUCAAGUGCGCCAACACUACUAUCAGACCUAUCACAAAAUCUGCAAAUAUGUGAGGUACUCGGAUGAGCUGAAGAAGCUCGCCCAGGAACUGUAUACACUGAUCAACUAUGGCGAAAUGCGUCGCAAGCUACAGUUCCUCACCGAAAAGCAUUUCAUGAAGCUGAAGCCGCUCAUCUACCAGGGCCAGAUCACGAUCCGCUGCAAGGGCAAAAACAUACGCAUUAAGACGCCCUCCUGCAAGGCUCUGCGUCGUCUCAAUCAGCUCGAUGACUCGCUGGAAGACAUACGCCUGCCCAGCAAGGUGGAGGUGCUGCUGAGUCCAGCCAACAUGGAGACCUUUGGCCGGGUCCAAUCGUUGGCUCAGAAUCCCAGAGGUCGCAUCAUUGUGCCGCUGCACAAGAAGCUUCUGAGUUUCAUCAAGAUAUUUGAGUACAAAUGGCGCAGUUCCACACAGCGACUGAACGAGCAGAAGUCUUCUCUGUAUCCCAACAUCUCGGCCACUGCCAGCAACACCACCACCGCCGCCAGCACCCCCACACCCAGCACCAACAACGAACCAGAGCAACCACAGCAGCAGCCACCGGCGGCACCCGUGGAGCCAUCACUAUGCUUCCAGCCCAAACCGGGUGUGGCCAUCCAUCGGCCCUUGCUGAAUAUCACUGCCCACCUGAACAGCAUAGACAUCUGCCUGACCGCCUACGAGGAGCGUAUCGGCGUUAAAGUGCGCAGCGAGACCCUGGGCAAUAGUGCGGCGGUGGCGGUGGCCGCGAGCAAGCGACCACGCACCGAGAGCGGAUCAGAGAAGCGUUCACCUGAGGCCAAGAAGCCUAAGACCGGAGCCAGUCCAGUUCUUGAGAAGUCCCUGGACGAGGCGGUUGUGGCCCCCGAGAACAACAAUGUGAAGCUGGAAACUGUAAAGCUGGAAGAUGUGAAAAUGGAAGUUGUGAAGCUGGAGGUGUGCAGCGGCGAUGAGCUGGUCGAGGACACGAAGGAGUUCCUUCCUUCCGGUGAAGCGGCAAUCAUCACCUCAGCUGUGGCCCCAGCACCACCGCCACCACCAACAUCAAUACUGCUGCCGCAGCCGCCAGCUACAGUGCCAGCUUCAGCACCGGUUCUGCCAGUACCAGUGCCAGUGGCAGUGGCAGUGCCCACACCGCCAGUGGCUCGCUCCAAGCGCAAAGAGGCAAAAGAGGCGGCUGCAGCCGCUGCUGCCCGAAACUUUAAGCCGCUGCUGAGCGAUAACAUUAUCAAACGGAUGCGCCGAGGCUGGACCGUGUCGAAUGCGGCGGAUAUAACCAUUGGGGAUUUGUAUGUGGUGCUGGGACAGGAUUCCAAGGUGGAGCUGGAGUAUUACUGGUGCGAGACAGAGAUAGUGUCCCACUCGCACUCCUCCUCUGUGCCGGCGACCACGACCACAUCAACCACAUCGGCCACGUCGCUUCCAUACAAUACCAAUGACUGUGAUAGCGUGGAACGCGUCAAGGCCGUGACCACAUCGACGGUAAGCAAUAAGCUGAAGCAUCUCCUGCUCGUGGCCAAUCUCAGUGAGCGUGUGCGCAAGCGUCAGUGCAACUGUGGCCAUACCUGCGAUCGCAAGCGAGACCUGAUGAACAAGGCCCAGCAAUUGGCGGGAGCCAACGAAGCUGCCGCCGCCGGCGAGGGCACUUUCCGUACACCCAUGCUGCCGGUCCGACGUCCCAUAGCCCAUUUCGUUGAUCCAGUGCGUCAGCUAUCGGCGCUCACGCGCCAGAAGCUCAACCGGCAGGUUCUGGUGCAUCGACGGCUCCUCCUGCCCGGCUCAGGGGUUGGCGGGCCCGGUCGUCCCUACGACCAGCUGAGUGUGCGUCAGCUGCACAACGGACUCUUCGAGCCGAUUGAGCGUGCUGGGCUUACGACUGGCAUCCCCAUGUCAUCCAGAUUCAGCGGGGAGGAGCAGCGUCAUCAGCACACUGAGACAGACUCCAUACAGGCCAUGGAUGCUGGAGCCAGCCGCGGACCAGCGAGAGAUAUGCCAAAUUUGGAUAUUGUUCCGCCAUCAGCAAUUGCAGACACGCUGCCAGAGGCAGCUCAAGAUGAGAGCACAACACAAAACUUCUUUCGUGGCAGCAUGAGCCCGAUGCAUUUGCUGCGGGAUUCCACCUCGAAUGCGCGCUGGCUGGAGGAAAACAUCAAUGACUUCUCGCUGACCUCACUGCUUGGUCAUUUAGAUGAGAUAGAUGCCACCAGGGACAUAAUAGACCCCUCCUCGAGCAUGUCCGUGAUCAGCGAGAGCAGCGUGGACUUUCGUCACAAGUUCCAGGAGAUUGCCGCACUGCUGCAGCAGCAGGAGAAGGAUUAGCAGCGGCCGCAGAAGUACCCGAGUGUGCCUCCAACUUUUUUCCAUUUACGCAUAAAACGAAAAUAAUUUUUUUUUUUAAAUACUGAUAUUAUUAUUCCUUUGCUUCAUAUUUUAUGAAUUAACAUUAAUGGGUUUUUUUUUUGUAACGAUACUUUUUGUGAUGAUAUAUCGUAUAUGUAUAUAUAUAUAUGUAUAUAUUUGUAUGGAUACAUGUUUAUAAUUAUUUAUGUGUACUCGUACAAUAUCUAUUCUCAUUUUAUUUCUGCCAAGUAUUACACGCAAGCACUCACAUUGUUCUGUAACAUUUAUAUUUUAUUUAUUUUAUUACAUAACAUUAACCGUAUGUAUCGAACGACACGACAAAAGAGUAAAACAACAACAUUCAUAUUUUGUAAUUUA